UACGCAACGCAAGCAGGGCUCCAUCCGUUCGAAAAGGACUGAGAACUUUGUUCUCUGUCGUUUGCUUUGCAAAUGUCAUGUAGCACUGAAGUCAGUGAAGUGCUGGCCGCUGUCGGAGUGUCAUCUUCAGGGCGCCGGCGCUGAUCGAAUGGUGGGGCUAGCGAAUGGCAUCCACUAUGAUCCGACGAAAAGCGUUCAGUUUGUAAGCUAUUCUCCAAUAUGGAGCUUUAUAUAUUGGCAUCAAUUCCACAGGGAAAUCUAUAACGCAAAUAUACACUUUCAAAGGGUCAAGCAAUCAAACAGCAAUUUCGGAGAGAGUUGGUCCCACACGUGAUAACGACCCCACCUUCCUAAAAUGGACAACUCUAGGUCCUCUCAGCGAAACAUUGAGCUUGACGGCUGGAAUCGGCGGACGACUUCAAAUGAGGCAGACGGAAGCUUGAUACUUGAUAACAAUGGCGGUGUUCAAGAUGUCGAGGGACGAAAUAUUGUAAUUCAACAAUUGAAGCCUGUAGACGGAGGACCUGAUGCUUGGAAAGUGUUGAUAGCUGCUUUUAUCUUCGAAGCUUUACUCUGGGGUUUUCCAAUCUCCUUUGGUGUUUUCCAAGAUUAUUAUUCUACUCUACCUCAAUUUGCAGGCGUCAAUUCAAAAAUCGCACUCAUUGGUACUCUAGCUCAAGGACUUUCCUACCUUGGAGCACCUAUCUCAGCAAUGGUAACGAAACGUUUUCCAAAAUAUCAUCGUCUACAAAUCUGGAUCGGAUGGCCAGUCUGUCUCGGUGGGCUUGUUGCUGGCUCAUUCGCUACUACGGUCCCCUCCCUCAUUGCAACCCAAGGAAUCAUGUACGGUAUUGGCUUCAUCACUUUGACCUAUCCAAUAAUCUCCAUGGUCGACGAAUGGUGGGUUCAAAGGAAAGGAAUGGCAUUAGGACUCAUUGCCAGCGCAUCAGGAGCAUCGGGGGCCAUUAUGCCGUUCAUCAUUUCCGCUAUGCUGAACAAGUACGGAUACCAGACAACAUUGCGAGCAAUCGCUGUCGCAAUGGCACUACUCACCGGACCUCUCAUCCCAUUCCUCAAAGGACGUCUUCCACCUUCUGAACGCAGCGCUAUUGCGAAGACAAACUGGUCUUUCCUCCGAAAACCACUCUUCUGGAUCUUUGGCGUAUCAACUUUAAUCCAAGGCCUGGGAUUCUUCUUCCCAGCUCUCUAUCUCCCUUCCUACGCAACAGCAAUAGGCCUUAGUUCCACACAAGGAGCUUUAGUUCUUGCAAUCAUGGCGCUGGCCCAAUUGAUCGGCCAAUUUGCGUUCGGUUUCCUCUCGGACAAGAAACUCUCAGUCAGCACCCUCGCCAUAUUUUGUUCUUUCAUGGCAACCAUUGGGUCUUUUGCUGUUUGGGGAAUGUCGAAAUCUCUCGGUCUCCUUAUACUCUUUAGUAUCAUAUACGGCUUCUUCGGAUACGCAUUCGCAGCUAUGAGAGCUGGGAUGGGAAAGGCUGUCAGUGAUGAUCCUUCUGCUGUUGUUGCUACGUAUGCUAUUUUGGUUUUCCUCCAGGGCAUUGGAAACGUACUGGCAGGUCCGAUUAGUGCGGCGUUGUUAGAGAGGAAUGUUAGGUUAAAUGUCUAUGGUGUUGAGAGGUUCAGGAGUUUGGUUAUCUUUACAGGGACGUGUAUGUCUGCUAGUGGAUUUGUGAUUCUGGGAUGGUUUUUGAGACCGAGUAAGGUUUUUGCUGUGAGAUAGUUUGUGUUCCACUUUGGGUUGCUUAUAAUGUCCUUUACGAGCGAUACAUUUUGUAUUUUGCUUCGACAUAAAUAUAAUAUAAAGCACCUACGACCACGACGGUAGAUUAUGGAUCCUAGAAGCAUAAUACAGGCUUUUAAGCUUGAUGG
Messenger RNA from Mollisia scopiformis, 1887 nucleotides. Its product is annotated as MFS general substrate transporter. NCBI's taxonomy places the organism in Eukaryota, Fungi, Ascomycota, Leotiomycetes, Helotiales, Mollisiaceae. The record is from RefSeq and is a predicted model, not a curated record. The transcript is spliced from 2 exons. Gene Ontology annotation, molecular function: transmembrane transporter activity. Gene Ontology annotation, cellular component: fungal-type vacuole membrane. The coding region runs from base 356 to 1738 and encodes 460 amino acids. Gene Ontology annotation, biological process: transmembrane transport.